AUGAAAAAUUCUCCCUAUCGUCAAUCACGUCUGGAGGAUAUCCCAUCCGACAUUCUAAACAUUCUGAACGAUGACUGCCUUCAAGAGAUUUUUCGUCGUCUAACAAAUGUCCGUGAUUUUUUGAGUGUUGCACAAGUGUGUACUCGUUUUCAAGAAAAUGCACAACAAUGUAUUCCAUCACAGUUCAAGGAAAUUUCAAUUCGAGGCGGAUUUUUCAUCAAUUCAAUUCCCACGCGGCUUUUAACGUGUUUCUUACAAAUUUUUGGAGGUUCAGUUAAAUCGAUUCGCUGGCAUACAACAGAACGCAAUUCAGACACAGAAAAUAUGAAUAUACUCGCUGAUCAUUGUGGAAAAUCAUUGUUAGAGUUAACAAUCAGUGACCAUAACAUCGACCUUGACACUCGAUCCGAUUUUGAGGUAUUAGAAAAAUUAGAAAUCGAAACUGGUUUAAUUAAAAACUUUCGAAUUUUUCCACAACUAAAAGUGUUGAAAUUGAAGCUUGUAAAAGUGUUGACUUUCGAUUCAAUUGUGCAAAUAAUUCCAAAAGUUGAAGAAAUCGAAUUAGUCAAUAUAAACGGCUUCACCGACGAUAUGUUGAUUGAGUUUUUAACCAAAAAUCCACAGUUGCGUCGAUUUAAAGUUGAAGGUUGUAAACGAGUUUCGUCGUCGAUUUUACGAGACAUCAGCAUUCGUGUACCACACCUUGUCAGUUUGCAUAUCAUGUUUUUUAAUCCAUUUUUUGAAAACGAUGACCUUUUGCACAUUGCCAAUUUGCGGCAGUUAAAAUGCCUUGGAAUUUAUUGCAAUCGAUUUUCAGCGAAAUCUUUGAUUGAAUUGUUGGUGAAAAAUAACGUGCAAUUGGAGAGUUUGAGCAUAAAUGGAUAUGGAAAUAGUUUGGCUGAAGCAAUUUUGAAUUUAAAUUUACUAAAGCAUUUGGAUGUUGGCAAUGUUUCCGAAGAGAUUUUCAUUCGAUUCGUUGAAAUACUUUCAUCAUUGGAAGAAAUACGAGUUCAAUGCAACGAUAUUACACCAGAUGGAAUGGAGACGAUUUUAAAGUGUGGCAAACACUUAACGAAGCUUACCAUCGUCAGUGGAUGCCAGAUGACUGUGGAUUUGGAUAUCUAUAACUCCAUUUUGAUAUUGGCCAAAGAUCGUGUACGUGUUUUAUUGAUGAUACGCACUGAUGAAAUAACAUUGAAGAAAACAUUGAAUUACAACCGAGAUUGGCUGAAUAUUUGCUAUUUUUAG
Messenger RNA from Contarinia nasturtii (swede midge), 1248 nucleotides. RefSeq lists its product as uncharacterized. Bases 1 to 1248 code for a protein of 415 amino acids. The record is from RefSeq and is a predicted model, not a curated record. Gene Ontology annotation, biological process: SCF-dependent proteasomal ubiquitin-dependent protein catabolic process. Gene Ontology annotation, cellular component: SCF ubiquitin ligase complex. The transcript has a single exon. Gene Ontology annotation, molecular function: protein binding. Lineage: Eukaryota; Metazoa; Arthropoda; Insecta; Diptera; Cecidomyiidae.